Molecule: messenger RNA, 2460 nt
Organism: Plasmodium adleri (nom. inval.)
Lineage: Eukaryota; Apicomplexa; Aconoidasida; Haemosporida; Plasmodiidae
Product: conserved Plasmodium protein, unknown function
Exons: 5
Coding region: 1-2460 (819 amino acids)
Biological process (GO): protein transport to vacuole involved in ubiquitin-dependent protein catabolic process via the multivesicular body sorting pathway
Cellular component (GO): endosome
Source: RefSeq, a predicted model, not a curated record
AUGCAAGGUGUUUCAGAUUUGACCAACUUAAAAUAUUUAUACGACAAGGUAUCCCUUGGGAAAAUAAUUAAUCGUAAUUUAAAAGAGCUAAUUAAGAACCCUGAUUUUUCCUUUGAUGAUGAAAUAAAUAAUAUGAAUAAUAUUAGAAAUAGUAUAUUAACAGAACAAUAUAAAGGUUUAAAUAUGAACUUGUUAAAUUUAUAUAAAGAAUAUUUAUUUUAUUUUGAAACAUUUAAACGUAAGAAAUUGUUAAAAGACAAGAAGAAGAUAUAUACAAAUGAUAUAUUUGAAAAGAAUAAAAAAAUCGAAUAUGAAUUAGAAGAAGAGAAUGUAAUUAUUUUAUAUAAUAUAGGUUUUAUAACUUCAUAUAUGGUUAAAGAAAAGAAAUCUUUGAAUGAUAUAAAAUUAUUAAAUAAAAUCUCUACAGAAGUUAUAGAAAUUUUUAAUUAUAUGUUUCAACAAAUGAAUGAAUUAAAAUUACAAGAAUUAAGUGAUAUUAAUUGUAUAAGUUGUUAUAUAUUUUUAUGUAUAACUUUAGCUCAUCAUGAAAAUAUGUUUUAUAAUACUGCAAUGAUGAAAAAAUAUAAAAGAAAGUUACUAGCCAAAUUAUCAUAUAAUAUUUAUACAUAUUUUAAUGAAGCCUUAUGUUGUUUACAAGGAGAUAUGCUACCAAUAUUUAAACAGUCAGAUAAUUUUACAAUAGCAAGAAAUAAUUUACAAUAUAUCAGAAAUCCCAAUAGCUUUUUGUAUAAUUUUGUUCAGGUAAAUAAGCAAAUAUUUAUUAGUAUUAGUAAUUAUCAUUACUCAUUAAAAUAUGUACAAUUAAGUGAUAUGGAAGAAUUGAAAGUUACUAAAUAUGAAGAAGACAAAAUAGGUGAAAUAUUAUGUCGACUUAAUUUUAGUUUAAUUAAUGUUAAUAGAGGUAUAGAAUUAUGUAAAAAAUAUAACAUAAAUAUAAAUUUCAUAUCAUUAAAAGAAAAGAUUAUGAAGCUUUUAGAUUUUUUUGAAUAUGAAAAUAAAAAUAUUUAUUUUGAAGUAGUACCUGAUUAUGAUAAUUUAGAACGCAUUAAAGGGACACAAGUUACUUUUAUGAAAAAUAUAGAAUUGUGUGAUAUAUAUAUAAAGAAAAAUAUAUCUAAUAAUUUAAAAUUAUUAUUUAAUGAAAAAGCAAAAUAUAUAUAUAAUACAUAUAAUAAUCAAUCCGUACCAUUAUAUGAAUAUUAUAAUAAACAUUUUUUAAAUUUAAAAGAUCAAUAUGAAUUAUUAAAUAUAACCCAUAGAAAAGAUAUUCUUCUUCUUUUAAAUAAUUCUAUUUUAAAUAUAUUUUCAAAAAAAAAACAAAUAUAUAAUCCUAUACAAUAUGAUAAUCAUCUUACAUUUCUUUCCAAUGUUGAAAAUAAUUUAAAAGAUAUAUUAAUGGAAGCAGACAAUUAUUUAACAAUAGAACAUAACAAUCAUUUAGAAUUCCAAAAAAUUUAUUUAAAUGUAACUAUUAAUCAAGAGUCUGUUAACUCAUAUAAUAAUUUCUUAUUUCAUUUAAAUACAUUCAAAACAUUAUUACAUGAAUUAUCACAAAAUAUAAUUACAUUCAAAACAUAUCUUGAAAAAAAUCAUGAAAAGUUAAAAAUAUGUGAAAUGGAUAUUACUAAUUUCUUUGAACAUAUUAUUAAUCAAUUAAAUAUUUCUUCUAAUAUACAUAUUGAUAAUUUAGAUGAAGAUUAUAAUCAUUAUAAAAAUCUUCUCAGCGAAGAAAACGAUCAAGAUGUAUCUUCUGUAAAUAGUAUUAGUGAUAUUGAACCUAUAUCUUCUGUAAUGUCUUUAAAUUAUUCAGACUUUUAUAACUUUUUAAAAUCAAAAAAAUUAUUGUUCUCUGUUCAGAAAUGGGAAAAUAAUCAAUAUCUAUUUCAUUAUAAUACAUUGAGAAAAUAUAUUAAUCUUCAUUUAGAAGAGAGAUUAUUUUUUGUCCUUACUUCUUUGUAUUUUUCCAUGAACAUACAGCUAACCAACUUUUCCAAUGACUUAACUUUUAUUAAAAAUGGUUUACAUGAUCAAUUUUUGAAUUCAAUAACGGAAGAAAAAGAUAACGAAAGGUUAAAUGAUCUGUUGGAAAAACAAAAAGAAUUAUUAAAUGCGAAAAAAAUAAAAUUAGAAGAAAGAAUUACAUUAUUUGAAAAGGAUUUAAAUCAGUUUUAUAAUUAUUAUCAUGAAUAUAAUAAACUAGAAUCAUUUAAAGCUGUAGAAGAUUUUAGUGCUUUUAUGAAUGAGCUUAUGGAAAUAUGUUCAAGCUUAAAUACUACAUAUAAGAAACAUGAAUAUACAUUAAAAAAUGCUAUAAUGUUUAAAGAUGACAUUAAUAGAUAUAUAUACAUGAGAGAAAGUGAAAGAUCCAAAAUAAGGAUACAACAAAUACCAAAUAAUUAUUCAAGAAAUUUACAAAAUAGCACUGAACGGUAUUAUUGA